CAGUCGCUUCCAAGCGGGCGCCGCCGUGUUCUUCCGCCGCCAUCCUCCAUCCCGAAGCAGCCAGCACCAGAAACCUGCACUUAAACAUGAGCUUCACAGUCGAAGAGAGGGGAAACCCGAACUCCCUGAGCUACCGCUUGUUCUUCAAAAAUGCUGAAGGAAAGUACAUCUCGCCCUUCCAUGACAUACCCAUGUACGCUGAUGAGAGCCAGAACAUCUUCCACAUGGUUGUCGAAGUACCCAGAUGGACGAACGCAAAGAUGGAGAUCGCGACAAAAGACGUCCUGAACCCAAUAAAGCAGGACGUGAAGAAGGGAAAGUUGCGCUACGUGGCCAACGUUUUUCCCCACAAAGGCUACAUCUGGAACUACGGAGCGAUCCCUCAGACGUGGGAGGACCCCGCCCAUAAAGACGGAGACACCGACUGCUGCGGUGACAACGACCCCAUCGACGUCUGUGAAAUUGGCAGCAGGGUGUGCAGCCGCGGAGAGGUCAUCAAGGUGAAGGUGCUCGGCAUCCUGGCCAUGAUCGACGAGGGGGAAACGGAUUGGAAAGUGAUCGCCAUCAACGUAGAGGACCCUGAAGCCAAGGAGCUCAACGACAUCGGCGACGUCCAGCGCCUGAAACCCGGUUACCUGGAGGCCACGGUGGACUGGUUCAGGAGGUACAAAGUGCCGGACGGGAAACCAGAGAACCGCUUUGCUUUCAACGACGAGUUUAAAGACAAGGACUUUGCCAUUAAAGUGAUCAAGAGCACUCACAGCUUCUGGAAAGCCCUCCUCGACCAAAAGGCCAGCGCUGGGGAACUCAUCUGCAAGAACACGUGCGUGUCGGCCGGCGACAGCCCAUACUGCUGCUCGGCAGAGGAGGCCAAAGCUGCUGUCGGUGAGACGUGUCCCUGUGGGAAAGAAGAGCCCAUCCCACCGUCAGUGGAUACAUGGUUCUACUAUGAGAGGAAGUGAUCCAGGAGCUGAACAGUUUCAAGAAAAAAAACCACACUUAUCUGUGACAGUUAUACUUGAAGACGAGUUUAGUAUCAGUAGGAUUGGCGGGUAGUUGGGUGUAGUUCCUCUGUCUUCCUGUAGACAGAGAGCUAAUGGUGAUGUACUGACAGAGAAAGCGCCAAGCAUAAGCGUGUCAUCAGCAACAACUUCUUCCCCUAUUUAAACAAAGGUCUCCGUGGAGAUGUGCUGCCAGAUGAAGUACUGGCGGUGUGCCUCGUGGAAAUGUUUGCGCUGUAAGACACCGGCCUGCUCUAAUAAAGAUCUGCUUAAAUUAUUA
This is a messenger RNA of Fundulus heteroclitus (mummichog), 1281 nucleotides long. It is a transcript of the gene ppa1b, whose product is annotated as inorganic pyrophosphatase 1b. The transcript is spliced from 11 exons. Gene Ontology annotation, molecular function: magnesium ion binding; inorganic diphosphate phosphatase activity. The record is from RefSeq and is a predicted model, not a curated record. Gene Ontology annotation, biological process: phosphate-containing compound metabolic process. Bases 87 to 962 code for a protein of 291 amino acids. NCBI's taxonomy places the organism in Eukaryota, Metazoa, Chordata, Actinopteri, Cyprinodontiformes, Fundulidae. Gene Ontology annotation, cellular component: cytoplasm.